UGUUUGUGUUAUUUCAGUCAGGUACAUCAUUGAGUAGUUUAAUGUCCACAAAUGAGAAGCCGCCAGAAGUGAAGCUGGAGACUGCUUUAAGCCUGAUUGAUUUUGAUACUGAUUUUGAACCUCCUGCUCCAUCUGUUUCAAUACAAGCACCAGAAUCAACCGCUCCUCAGCCUACUCCACAGCCUGCAACUUCAACUAAUGAUAACUGGGCAUCUUUCGAUGCUGCACCCAGUGCCCCUAGUUUAAUUGUGUCGCAACCACCACCCAGUGGAAACACACUGGAUUCACUUCUCUCCCAGUUGGCAGUGCCUUCUUCUGUGCCAGGUCAGACGUCUACACCAUCUAGCGGACCUGGGCAUCUUGGUCAUUCCACGUCACAAAUCUUUGCACCAUUUCCGAAUGAACAUUCAAGUGAACAGCCAUGGAACACAGCCUUUGCAUCUAAUGUGCAAAGAUCAAUGAGUGCACCGUCACUGCAACCUCUUCAAGGAGUCCCUUCUGGUGGCCUGCAGUCUUCUGAGGUUAAACCUUCCGGAAGAAACGAAUUACCAGCGGAUUUAUUCGCUGUAAACUACCCAUCAUACCAUGCAGCAGUACCUGGGUGGCAAGCUGGUCCACCUUAUGGUAUGCGCUAUGGAAUGCAGCAGUAUAAUAACCCCGUGCCUUACCAGAACGUCCCGCAGCCAGUCAAGUCAAUGAACCCUUUUGACUUCAGCACUGGGCCGCCAUCACAAACACAAACGGAAAAUCAAUUCCCUUCCAUGGCUCCUCUCCAAGGUGCAUUACCUCCUUCAGGCAUGAUGCCUUCUCAAGGAGUACACAAUCAUUUCAAUAUACCUUCUCAAGUCUCAGCCCAUCCAUCUGCAAUGCCACCAAGAUACAUGUCUCCUCCAUUACCAGGAAGCAUGCCACCUAGCAAUGUAAGCCCAGUCGGCGACAUGAACGCUUCAUAUGAUGCUCAACAAACAUAUCAAAAUUUUGGAAGCUCGUUUGCUGCUGCAGUUCCUUUGAACCCACCUUCUUUCCAAUCAGGAGGAAACCCGUUUGGGUAAGAAAAAGCGAGAAUAUUAGCUCGAGAGAGCUAUGUUAUGCUUGAGGAUAGUGUUUGUGUUCUAAGGUGUAGUAUAAGGUAUCAAAUUGAAUACAAACAUGGGUUAAAAAUAGGCUGAACGAAGGAAGGUACGAGCCAUGAUCACGAAGAAAGAAUUGGGUUUGUGAGUGUUAGAUGAUUUUUUAUAAGCAUCAAAAUGUUUUGAAAUAGGUUUGAUAUUUAUUCUUUGGUGUUUCUAUAUUUCAUUUCACUUGUGAUGUUGUUUUAUUGUAAUAAACUUGAGGGUGGUAACUGGUAAGUCUUUCAACUCUUUUUAUUUUUUGGGGCUAUUUGUCGUUUAGAAAGUUCGUCAGGCUCCUCCUUUGUGUUGUACUGAUUUUUUAAAAGGGUUUACACGUUGACCAUAAAGUCUUGUCAAAAUUGAACAUUGGCAAUUUAGAAAUUGCUUUUGUGAGGCUUUUAA
Camelina sativa (false flax) is the source of this 1514-nucleotide messenger RNA. The record is from RefSeq and is a predicted model, not a curated record. NCBI's taxonomy places the organism in Eukaryota, Viridiplantae, Streptophyta, Magnoliopsida, Brassicales, Brassicaceae.